Molecule: messenger RNA, 2031 nt
Organism: Asterias rubens (European starfish)
Lineage: Eukaryota; Metazoa; Echinodermata; Asteroidea; Forcipulatida; Asteriidae
Product: cholesterol 24-hydroxylase-like
Exons: 13
Coding region: 320-1849 (509 amino acids)
Biological process (GO): cholesterol catabolic process
Molecular function (GO): iron ion binding; cholesterol 24-hydroxylase activity; heme binding
Source: RefSeq, a predicted model, not a curated record
CGUUGGGGUUUCACGGUGUUGGCCUUGAAUACCAGACAACAUAACUAGAAUGACGGGUUAAACCCGUGACAAACCCGUGACAGGUGAACACUGACACUGAAAACAGCUUUGUCAUUUUGUGCAACGAACGAGUCUCCACGUGUUCAAUUAUUACCAAUAAAUACAUGUAGAAGCUGAAGUUCGCAGAACUGACUCUUAUCUAAUCAUAUUUUAUGCAUUGAAUGCAUCUAUCAGAACGUGUGCAAUUCAUGAGCAUAUAAGAACAGUUCGCAGAACUAAAACAUUGCUGUUGUGACCACUUGGGCCCUGUAAAAGCAAAAUGGCGACCGAGCUUUGCAAUACACCUGUUGCAUGUUUGCUGGUUUACAGUUGUCUGUUACUGGUCUCACUUCUUGGAUGUUUAUUUCUUGUGGCGGUGAUGUAUAUUCAUUAUCAGCAUCGUAGAUUUGCUCAUAUUCCAUCACCAAAGAUGGACGGGUUUUUUGUUGGACAUGCGGUAAGAUUCCAAGAAUACAAGAAACGUGAUCAACCCAUUGUGGAAGUGCUUCUUGACAUGGCGAAUGAAUGCGGGCCGGUGUACGUGAUGUUCAUCUUUUGGUUGCAUAGUGUGACGGUACUUCAUCCUGAUGGAGUCAAGGAGCUUCUCUCUUUCGACAGCCCACAUAGGAAACCUUCAAGGACUUACAGUGCAUUCAAGGAAGUAUUCGGGGCUCGAUUUCUUGGUGGUGGUUUAAUAUCACAAAGAGAUCCAAUUAAACAUGGGAAGAGAAGAGCUAUGUUCACGCCAAUGUUCAAACAAAAAUAUUUGGUGACUUUGGUUGAUCAGUUUAAUGCCAGUGCAGAUCUUCUUAUUGAGAAACUCAGCCAUAAAGCUGAUGGGAAGACAGAGAUCGCCAUGUUGGAUGAACUAGACCGAACAACACUCGACGUAAUUGGCAAAGUGGCUUUUGGGAUGGAUCUGAACUCGACUUUAGACGAGAAUGCACCGUUCAACAAAGCAGUAGGACGGAGUUUGGACGGUUUGUCCGAAAAUUUGUACUCGCCGCUAGAGAAGUACAAUAUGUUACCAGCUGCCCGUAAGAGUCAUCAAGAGGUUCGAGAUGCCAUCAACUUCCUCAGGGAGACGGGGAGGAGGUGCAUCGAAGGUAAACUACAGAAACUACGAAACAAUGAGGAGUUACAUGAUGAUAUCUUCACUCACAUCUUGAGAGAAACUUAUCAAAAUGGAGCUGAAGAAAUCGAAAUGGAGGACCUUGUGGAUGAGUUUGUCACUUUGUUCUUUGCCGGUCAGGAAACUACCUCCAAUCUCCUCGGCUUCUGCUUGCUUGAACUUGGUAACCAUCCGGAAGUUAUGCACAGAGUGAGAACUGAAGUAGAUGCCGUAAUGGGAGAUAAUGAUCAGCUUAAGUCUUCUGAUGUUGGCAAACUCGGGUACAUGAUGCAGGUUUUGAAAGAAACUCUGAGGUUGUGGUCUCCAGUCAGCGGCACCUUACGUGAGCUCGCUCAUGAUAUAGAGGUCAAAGGUUACAAGAUACCAAAAGGAGCUGUAGUAGGGGUGACCUCGCAUAUGGCGAAAAUGGAAGAGUAUUUUCCUGACCCGAUGAAGUUUGAUCCCGAUCGCUUCAUGGCUGGUGCAAACAUAAUGGAGUACACGUAUUUUCCUUUUUCGUCUGGAACGCGUUCCUGUAUCGGUAAACAGUUUGCAUUGAUUGAGGCUCGUGUACUGCUCGCUAGACUGCUCCACAAGUUCACCUUUGACCUUGUACCUGGACAGGGAUAUGGCAUCUUAGAUCAAGUCACUUUGAAACCAAAAGGAAGAUGUAGAAAUUAUCUCAGUCUAGUAGAGUAAAAGCCCGUAGCUAGACCUUAUCAAUGUUCAAAUUUGAUAUUAUAGACACAGUCACGUAUAAGUGCAUUUAGGCUCAAAUUGGCCUAUGGCUAUGUUGAAGUUCCCACGAGUUGGUUUAUAAAAAGCGUUUAUAACCGUUUGUUAUAAAAUGCAAUUGUUGGAAAGAUGUUAUAAAAGUAGAA